AUGUUUGCUUCUGCAGUUCUGAUCACUUUAAAGGUUUUGUUUUGUUAUGUUGCUGCUAAGGCUCUCAGACCUGGGGACAGCAGUGAAAGCCGGGAAGGUCUUGCUUGGGAACCGCAAGCGGAGAAUUGCGAGGAGUCGGGCGCUUCGGAGGUUUUAGCGUCGCUGCAUGAAGCAAGGGGCGACGCGACGUCCGCCCUGAGGCUUCUUGCCGCUGCCGGCAGCCAGCGGGUCUUUGCACUGCUGCGGCGGCACCUAGGCCAAGGUGCAGACCUCGGGGCCGUUUCGGCCUUGCUGCCGCGGCUCGUUGCACUCCAUCCUGGUCAGAUGGCCGACUUGGCAGCGGCCCAUCCAGAAAGCCUGAAGCCCGCGGAGCUGCUCGCAGCUCUGGCGCCACAGGGCGCUGCCUGGGAGCUGCGCUACUUGAGGCUUCUCGCUGGGCGCUGUCCAGAGGCGGCCAAGGACUUCCGAGACCGAAUGGUGCGGCUAACAGCAGAACGGCGGCCACAUCAUCUCAGGCCAAUGCUCAUGCUGUCUGCCUCCGAUGAGACAGAGGAGACCUCUCCUCCGCUCCAUGGCAUGUGGUUGGAGGCAGCCUGGACGGCCGGCUCCAGGGAGGCGACGGCGCUGGCGCUGCUUGGCCACCCGGAGCAGGCUUUCCACUUGCAGCUCUUUGAGAUCGGGAGUGUUCAGGGAGCCCUAGACGUGCUGGCUGAGGCCAAGCUCCCGGAAGCGAAAGAGCAAGAGUUGCUGCAGGAGCUGUGCGCAACAGCGAUCCAGGAUGGCCACCUCUUCGCCUCUCUGCUAGCAGCGGUCCUCAGCCCAUCCGGUGGCGUGCCGGGGAUGAAGGUCUCCACCCUCUUCCAACAGCUGCCUCCAGGCCUCGAAGUUCCGACGGCUGCCGUCGCGCUACUUCUUUCUCUAGACUGCGAUCUCCACGAGCUGGCUCUGACAAGGCUUCGCCGCAGCGCUGCGGAUGCGGCCCGCGCGCUGCAGAAACGUCAGCGCAGGGGCCAGGCACGGUCAGGCCAUGCCGCCGAAGAAGCAGGAUCGUGUCCGCGCGAGUUUGUUGCACGUUUCCGGCGUCCUCAUCCGAUCCUCAAAGCUUAG
Symbiodinium sp. CCMP2592 is the source of this 1107-nucleotide messenger RNA. NCBI's taxonomy places the organism in Eukaryota, Dinophyceae, Suessiales, Symbiodiniaceae. The record is from the annotation of a GenBank genome assembly.